Molecule: messenger RNA, 2312 nt
Organism: Thamnophis sirtalis
Lineage: Eukaryota; Metazoa; Chordata; Lepidosauria; Squamata; Natricidae
Source: RefSeq, a predicted model, not a curated record
CAGUCUUCAUUGUGUUUGCCGCCGUUGUAAUUCUGACCUCGCUGGUACUUAUUUUUGUUGUCGCUCCACGUUUUGGGCAGACCAAUAUACUGGUCUACAUCUCCAUCUGUUCCCUGAUUGGGGCUUUUUCCGUCUCCUCCGUCAAAGGCCUGGGCAUCGCUAUUAAGGACAUGCUCUAUCAGAAGCCAGUCUUCCGAAAUCCGCUGCUCUAUGUUUUAGCCGUCAUUUUGGUGCUGGCCGUCAGUACUCAAAUCAACUACCUCAACAAGUCAUUGGAUGUGUUUAAUACGUCUCUGGUCACCCCCAUUUAUUAUGUGUGCUUCACCACCACAGUGGUGAUCUGCUCCGUGAUCCUCUUCAAAGAAUGGAACAGCAUGGAACUUGGAGAUAUCGUCGGGACCUUGAGUGGAUUCUUCACCAUCAUCAUUGGCAUUUUCUUCCUCCACGCUUUCAAAAAUGUCAGCAUUACCUGGAACCAGUUGGCGGCUUCCGUUAAAAAAGAACCCAGCUUGCCUCUGCACGCUUAUGAGUCUCAUCACACUUUGUUGGAAAAUAUGGACGCUCCCCUUUCGAUAUGCGAUGAGGAUAAUACUCUGUUCAGCCGAGGGAACGAACGACAGUAACUAACGUUGAAGUCAUCUCUCACGGUUUACCGCCCACCAGAACAAUAUCAUCAUCUUCAACUAUCCCAGAAUUUGGAGGAACAAAAGGGAGACUUGCCAUUUGCAUUUGGGUUAGAAAAGGAAAUUAGAUCAUUUUGGCAUUUUGGUAUUGACAAGCAGCAAAAGUCACCGAUAGCAGAAAUUCUGUUGAAGUGAUGACUAUAGUUUCUAGUAAACUGAAUUGCGUAUGUAAAUGUGUUUUCUAAAUCGUAUUUUAUAGCUUCACUGUUUUAAAAUGAGAUUUUUUUCCCCCCGAGGGCUAAGUGGGGGGUAAAACCAAGGCUUUUUCUAAUGACCAGCAUGUUAGUAAAUUGGAAGUUUUAAUUUAUUCUAGUUUCCCAAGUAGGAAUUUGCCAAAGAGAACUACUUCUCUUUUUUUAGGUUUAACUUCCAGAAACAAAGUUUAAAAUCUGAGUACAUUAAAUGAAAACAGUGCCAGAUAGCAGUGAGUUAACUCCCAACCAAGAAAUCCUUACAAUAAAUGCAUGAAAUCUGGGAAUCAACUUGGUGUACAUUAAACAUUUCUGGAAAUCCUUUAAAUUUUAUUUUCCUCGUCAAUUGCUUUUAAUUGUUCAAGAUGAUAGAUUAGCUUUGUAAGACACAUGUAUGUAUGCUCUCAAAUGUUAAAGUCUCUUUCCUUUUACACAGAAGUAUAUUGUAAUUCAGGGUUAAGAUUUUUAAAAAAAACAUGGCGACCUUUUUGGUUAUUUUGUGAGUUGGAAAGCGAUUUUGGUUACAUGUCAAUGUCUGAAGUCAAUUGAUCAGUGCCAAUAAAUUUGGUUUCAAAAUAGACUUCCAUCUGUAAACACAGGCUUGGCUGUGUGAAGAUUUUUAGUCAUCUCUUCGGUGAUUAAUAUAAACACUUUAGAUCCAAAACUGCUUAAGAAAGAAAGAAACAGCUAGACAGGUUUUACUACACAGAUAAACAUCAUAUAUUUAGCUCACAGUAACGGAUAAGAAUGGCCUUGGAUAAUACCAUCUUUUUAGCUCUGAAUUUCUCUUAUCACUUUAGUUUAUUAAGAAUUGGCAUUUGUUCCAUGAUGAGGAAACCUUUAAGGAAAUACAGGUUUUUAAUUAUUUGGAGUGGUCACCUACCGUGUGGCUCAUCUGAAAACCAUGAACAGUGAUGGUGAAGUGCCAUUCCGGGGGUGUGUGGGUGUGUUGCUUUUCUGUAUCUGUAUGAAGUUUGCUGUAACUAUUUUAAAAUAUUUAAUAUUUAAUUUUCUGAAUGGAGAAUCUUUGAAGCUUUGAUACAAGCUUGACAAAAAUGAAUAAAAAUGUUUUGAUAGUGUAUCCUACUAACAUUGGGCCAGUUUUUAUAUUUUAUAUCAUCCUAAUUUAUCUGGAGGAGCCUCCCAUGGGAAACCUGGAUACAGGGAAUCAGAUAGAGGUAGGUCCAGGUGUGGGCUGCUAGGAGUUUGCCAAGGUUCGGGAGAAUCCAUAGCUAAUGUUAUGGAUGGUUCAUAGAACCCCCAAAUCCCACCCCUGGCUGGCCCCUCCUUCCCCUCCCCAGAGUCUCCAAGCGGGCCGUUUUGGAUGUGAGGUGAGGGCAGGACCCACACGGAAGCUCAGGGCGGGGGAGAAACGAGCCUCCCAGAAAUUCCAGAAGGCCAGAAACGGGCCCAUUUCCGAUCUCCAGAGGGCCUCCAG